ACACCCACAUCCGCUCUUUUCACUGGUCUGACCUUCGAGUCCGGCUUGUCUAGUAUCAUCUCGGCUUCGUCAUCUUCUUUGACUACUGACAUACAAUCGCUGGCAUCCGCGUCGAGCGCUGUGCUCCCAUCGGCAUCUUCUCCAUCUAGUAUCAUCUCCGUCUCGUCGUCUUCUGCAAAUGGUGGCGGGGAAAUGCCGUACAGCGCGUUGUCCCUUCAAAAGCCCACAGCUACUGAUGCGAAAUCCCUGGCGUCAACAUCGAGCACCGAAGUCGCAUCGGCUCCCUCACCAUCCAGCUCUGCAUCGACGUUAUCCACUCAGACGCCCGCUGCAUCUUCAGCUAGCAAGUUGUCGUCCUCAUCAACUCGAUUUGCUCUCGCUUCGAGUGUGCUUGCCGCUCCUUCGGCCUCAACUGCUACAGUGGAGGUCUCUAAUCCCUCUAUUCCUGCGACACCUUCCGCAGCCAGCAACGUGUCCACUCUUUCUCAGCCAAGGAUCGUCGUCGUCACCAAGACCGAGUUCACUACCGUCGACCCAACGCCAGCGUCCCCGUCAACUUUGUCCUCAUCUGUUGCGGAAGUAACCUCCGCAAGUCAAGUCGUCACGCCCUCCUCUGCACUUUCUUCAUCCUCAGUCUCCACCCCCUCGCUCCUCAGCCCAAUCCCCGUGGUCACAGUUACGAUGUACACCAUAAUCCCGCCCUCAAGCACUGUAACGCCCUCGUCUAUCCUUUCAUCGCCCGAAACCUCAUCAUCGGCGGCCACUCUCACUCCCUCCGUGCCCUCCUCUCACAUAUCUUCAACCGCGCUCCCAGCUUCCACUUCGCAGGCCUCGGUGCCAACGGAAGCGCCCGCCCCUUCGUCGGCAAGUGCGCCAUCUUCAACCAGCACCCCCGAGCCCGCUUCACCGAGCACAUCCUCCCAGAACGAAGGCAUCACCGUUGUUCCUAUCAAUCCGUCGCAGAUCUUCACGGUCACCGUCACGGAAACGCUGCCUCGGGAAACGGUAACGAUUACGGUGACUGCAAAAUAAUUUCAUUUGUCUUAUAAUCCUUGUUUGGUGCAUAUGGGUGGGAAAAUUGGUUGAGUCUAGUACCCAGCCGGCUAGUUCCGAGCUUUUUCGUGUUUUGUUUUGAAGAGAUAGAAGACUGUGCAUAGGGAGAGAAGGGGUAGGAUAAUGCUUAAUUAGUCAAUCAAAUCUGUCAAAUACUCAGCCACUCAGCA
Molecule: messenger RNA, 1223 nt
Organism: Mytilinidion resinicola
Lineage: Eukaryota; Fungi; Ascomycota; Dothideomycetes; Mytilinidiales; Mytilinidiaceae
Exons: 1
Coding region: 193-1032 (279 amino acids)
Source: RefSeq, a predicted model, not a curated record